AUGUCUACAAUUAGCGGCGUCAGACCCGAGAACCCUCCGGACUGGAAUAACCACAAAGUACUGCACAAGAAUACAUUGCCUGUGCGAGCGUACUUUCACAACUAUACCUCCGAGUCGGAUGCCAUUUCGCGCGAGGUGAGCAAGUCCAAGACGCAUAGCCUGUCUGGAACAUGGAAGUUCCACUGGGCCAACUCGCCCUUCGAAGCUGUCGAGGGGUUUGAGGUCUCAUCCUUUGACACCUCAUCAUGGAGCGACAUCGCUGUCCCUGGCAUGUGGAACCUGCAGGGGUUCGGAAAGGGCCCACAGUACACCAACGUCAAGUACCCCAUCCACGUCGACCCACCAAACGUGCCAUUCUACGACAACGAGACUGGGUCCUACGUAAGGAAGUUCUCGGUCCCAAAAGAAUUCAAAGAUGACCAGAUUCGACUGAGGUUCGAAGGUGUCGAUUCGUCUUACCACGUGUGGGUGAAUGGAAAGGAGGUAGGGUACUCGCAAGGCAGUCGUAAUCCGGAUGAGUUCGAUAUUACGAGUCUUGUAGAUCUGGAGAAAGAGAACACGCUCGCAGUACGAGUCUAUCAGUGGUGCGAUGGGACUUAUAUCGAAGACCAGGACCAAUGGUGGUUGAGCGGCAUCUUCCGAGACGUGUUCCUUAUUGCGUUUCCUAAGAAAUCCCGCAUUGAGAAUCUGCAUGUCCAGACCCUAUUGGACUCUUCCUACAAAGAUGCGGAGCUCAAAGUUAGCCUUGAAACUACAGGCUUAGGCAGUGUCAGCCUCAAACUUUUCGAUGCGGACAAGCAACCCAUGACCAGCGCGUCUGCAAACGCGACCACCCAAGGCAGUGGCAAAUGGACUAUUUCACUACGCGGUAAAAACCCUCACAAAUGGACCGCGGAGACGCCUUAUCUUUAUCACUUGAUUAUCGCGCUGGAUAACAAUCAGUUCAUCCCCAUUCGUGUAGGCUUUCGUCAGGUUGAGAUCAAGGAUGGCCUGCUCAAGGUCAACGGCAAGCGCAUCGUAAUCCGGGGCGUCAACCGUCACGAACAUCAUCCGAAAUUUGGUCGCGCCGUGCCUUUGGAGUUCCUCAAACACGACCUACUGACCAUGAAACGUCACAACAUCAAUGCCAUCAGAACCUCUCACCAAUUGAAUGACCCGAGACUUUUGGUUCUCGCCGACGAAAUGGGUUUCUGGAUGAUCGAUGAGGCGGACAUGGAAUGUCACGGCUUCGAGAUGGUAGCUGAUGCCCUAUUGUCGAAAGAGGAACAAGAGCUGCCGUUCGACCAGCGCCAAAUGCUGACGCGAGGCGGAGCCGCUAAAUGGACGACUGACAAUCCAGACUGGAGAGAUGCGUACAUCGACCGCGCGGAGCAUCUGAUGAAGCGCGAUCAGCUACACCCGUCGGUGAUCAUCUGGAGUCUCGGAAACGAAGCCUUCUUCGGACAGAACUUCAAGGAGAUGUAUAAGCACAUCAAAGCUUACGAUGACAGUCGACCGAUCCACUACGAGCCAGAUUAUGACGCCGAGACUAUGGACGUCUUCUCAAGGAUGUACUCGCAUCCCGAUUGGGUCGACUGGUUUGGCAGAGAAGGAAGCAAGGAGAAACCGCUCAUCCUUUGCGAAUUCAUCCACGCUAUGGGCAACGGCCCAGGUAAUAUCAAAGAAUACAUCGACUUGUUCUACAAGUACCCAUCCUGUCAGGGUGGCUUCGCAUGGGAAUGGGCUAACCAUGGUCUACUGACGAAAGAUAAAGAGACUGGCGAUGAGUAUUACGCCUAUGGUGGUGAUUUCGGAGAGAAGGUUCACGACUCCACCUUCGUGAUGGACGGUUUAUUAUUCUCCGACCACAGCCCUAAUCCGGGUCUAACCGAGUUCGCCAAAGCGAUCGAGCCGGUACAGCUCCUACACAGCAACAUUUCAUCAGCUACAUUCAUCAACAGGUACGACUUCGUUACUUUGGAUCACCUCCACCUCAAUUGGCACGCCGUCAAUGAGCGUGGCGAUGAAACCUCCAAAGGCGACCUCAAGAUCCCGUCCGGCAUCGGCCCAGGUCAAACAUUCGAAGUCGACCUCCCCAAGUUCGUAAGUGCCAAAUCUGAGACCGUCGUCCACUUCACCUUCGAUCUGAAAGAGAGCACCAUCUCCCUCUCCAAGGGCUGGACCGUCGCAACCGGUGAAGUCGUCGUACAUCCAUCACACGCUGUUCACACGCCUUCCUCGUCCGACAAAAGCCUCAAAGUCACUACACCUUCCAGCCACACCCUGGUUAUCAAGAGCGAAGACUCCGAAUGGACCUUCAGCACGCUUUAUGGAUACCUCACGUCGUGGAAGAAGAACGGUAAAGAGCUCAUCACCACACCCCCAGAGCUCUCCAUCAACCGUGCAGAAACCGACAACGACAAGCCCCAAGACGGACGCUACUGGAGAGAACACCUCGUCCACCUCGCAAAGCCCUACACGCGAAAAGUCCACUACGACCAGCCAGACAAAAAAUCACUCAAGGUCACCGUAUCCCAGCAGAUCGUCCCACCAGUGCUCUCCUGGUCCAUCGACGUCGAAAUCACAUACACUUUCUCCAGCGAUGGCACCGUGCGUGCACACGUCAAGGGCUCGCCCCAGGGUCUCAACCUCCCCGACAUCCUCCCCCGCAUCGGCUUCAUCCUCGAGCUCCCCCAUGACUUCCAGAACGUGACGUGGUUCGGCCGCGGCCCAGGAGAAUCUUACCGCGACUCCAAAUUCUCGCAGCAUGUCUCCCUACACAAGACCUCCUCCAUCGACGCGCUCUGGACAGACUACGAGGUCCCGCAGGAAGGCGCCAAUCGCACCGACACACGCUGGGUGCGUAUCGCCAACGGCACGUCCUCCUCGGCUACGAGCCUGCUGGCGCAGUUCGUGGAGAGGGGAGCGAGGAAGCUGUUUGAUUUCCAGGCGAGCCAUUAUAGGAUUGACGAUGUAGCUGCAUCGGAUCAUCCGUAUAAGCUGCACAACAAGAAGAGGGAGGAGGUGGUGCUUAGGCUGGAUGCGGUGCAUCAUGGAUUGGGGACGGGAAGCUGUGGGCCGAAGACGUUGCCGGCGUAUAGGAAUGAGUUGGAGGACUUUGAGUUCGAGGUUUUGCUGCAGUGA
Molecule: messenger RNA, 3123 nt
Organism: Didymosphaeria variabile
Lineage: Eukaryota; Fungi; Ascomycota; Dothideomycetes; Pleosporales; Didymosphaeriaceae
Exons: 3
Coding region: 1-3123 (1040 amino acids)
Biological process (GO): lactose catabolic process
Cellular component (GO): beta-galactosidase complex
Molecular function (GO): carbohydrate binding; beta-galactosidase activity
Source: RefSeq, a predicted model, not a curated record